Emys orbicularis (European pond turtle) is the source of this 2175-nucleotide messenger RNA. It is a transcript of the gene DNER, whose product is annotated as delta/notch like EGF repeat containing. The record is from RefSeq and is a predicted model, not a curated record. The coding region runs from base 1 to 2175 and encodes 724 amino acids. NCBI's taxonomy places the organism in Eukaryota, Metazoa, Chordata, Testudines, Emydidae. The transcript has 13 exons. Gene Ontology annotation, molecular function: Notch binding; calcium ion binding.
AUGCCCCGCGCCGCCCCGCUCCUGCUGCUGCUGCUCAGCCUGGCCCAGCGCCGCGCCUGCCUCUCCGGGCCGGUCAGCGCCGCGUCCCCCGGCCCCGCGGGGGACCCCUGCCUCAGCCAGCCCUGCUGGAACAACGGCACCUGCUCCCCGGCGCCGGCCCGGGGCCCCGCCGCCCCCCGCCGCCUGCCGCUGCCCCAGCCUGCCUACAGCUGCGCCUGCCCCGCCGGGGUCACCGGCACCCAUUGCCAGUUUGUUUCAGAUCCUUGUGCCAGCAACCCUUGUCACCAUGGUAACUGCAGCAGUAACGGUGAUGGCUACCUCUGUAUUUGUAAUGAAGGCUAUGAAGGUACAAACUGUGAACACGCAUUUCACAGCCUUCCAGUCUCUGGAUGGGCAGAGUCACUGCCACCAAGACAAAUCAGGCCAGUAUCAGCAACCUUGGAACCUGACAUUGUUUUACCCCAUUCAAGAGCAACUGUGACAUUACCUACUUGGCAGCCAAAAGCAGGACAAAAAGUUGUCGAUCUAAAAUGGGAUGAAAUAGAGAUAAUCCCAGAUGUAGCUUGUGGAAAUGCCAGUUCUAACAACUCUGCUGGAGGCCGGCUUAUCUCCUUUGAAGUUCCACAGAACACAUCAAUAAAAAUAAGGCAAGAUGCCACGGCUUCUCUUAUCCUGUUGUGGAAGGUUACAGCAGUUGGAUUUAAACAGUGCUCACUUAUAGAUGGUAGAAGCGUUACUCUCCUCCAGGCACUGGGUGGACUUGUUCUUUCUGAGGAAAUGCUUGCAUUAGGAAAUAACUACUUUAUUGGUUUUGUGAAUGAUUCAGUUACUAAAUGCAUUGUGGCUUUACGCUUAACUGUGGUAGUAAAAGUCAGCACCUGCAUGCCUGUGGGAAGCCACUCAGAUGACUUUCAGUGUUUGGGAAAAGGAAAAUGUAUCACAAAACCAUCUGAGGCAAUGUUUUUCUGCGACUGUGAGGAUCAAUAUAUGGGUGCUUUCUGUGAAGAAUUUAACGCCUGUCAAAGCAGGCCCUGCCAGAACAAUGGAACCUGCACUGAUGUAACACAAAAACAUGAUGGGAAAAAUUUCACCUGCACUUGCCCUACUGGUUACACUGGAGAACUAUGUCAGUCAGAGAUUGAUCACUGCAGCCAAGAGCCAUGCAGAAAUGGUGGUACCUGCUUUUCCAAUAUCAGUGGAUUCAGUUGUCAAUGUCCAGAAGGAUUUUUAGGAUCUUCUUGUGAAGAGAAAGUAGACCCCUGUGCUUCAUCUCCCUGCCAGAACAAUGGGACCUGUUUCGCAGACAGACUUGCUUACUCCUGCAGUUGUAGUCCUGGAUUCACGGGACCUACCUGUUCUCAGCUGAUUGACUUCUGUGCUCUGAAUCCUUGUGCACAUGGCAUUUGUCGCAGUGUUGGAACCAGUUAUAAAUGCCUCUGUAUCCCUGGUUACCAUGGCCUCUAUUGUGAAGAGGAAUAUAAUGAAUGCCUUUCUGCACCCUGCCAGAAUGCUGCCACCUGCAGAGACCUUGUCAAUAGCUAUGAAUGUGUAUGCCUUGCUGAAUAUGAAGGACGGCACUGUGAAUUAUACAAAGAUCCUUGCGUUAACAUCAGCUGUCAAAAUGGUGGCACUUGUGACAGUGAAGGUCUAAAUGCUACAUGUAUCUGUGCACCUGGAUUUACAGGUGAAGAGUGUGAAUUUGAUAUAAAUGACUGUGACAGCAAUCCGUGUCAUCAUGCUGGGACUUGCAUAGACCAACCCAAUGGUUAUACGUGCCAUUGUCCACACGGCUGGGUUGGAGCAAAUUGUGAAAUACAUCUGCAGUGGAAGUCUGGGCACAUGGCAGAGAGUCUAACAAACAUGCCUCGUCAUUCCCUCUACAUCAUAAUUGGAGCCCUCUGUGUCGCAUUUGUCCUUAUGCUGAUCAUUCUGAUUGUGGGGAUCUGUCGCAUCAGCCGCAUUGAAUACCAAGGCUCUUCCAGGCCAGCCUAUGAGGAGUUCUACAACUGUAGAAGCAUUGACAGUGAAUUUAGUAGUGCAAUUGCUUCUAUCCGACAUGCCAGGUUUGGAAAGAAAUCCCGACCUGCAAUGUAUGAUGCAACCCCCAUUGCUUAUGAAGAUUACAGCCCUGAUGACAAACCUUUGGUCACGCUAAUUAAAACAAAAGAUUUGUAA